Staurois parvus is the source of this 745-nucleotide messenger RNA. Lineage: Eukaryota; Metazoa; Chordata; Amphibia; Anura; Ranidae. The record is from the annotation of a GenBank genome assembly.
AUGGAUGCUGCCAAGACCAGGGUAUUGCCAGAAAAGAAGCCAGUCAACUGUAAUGGUUUUACUCCAGAGGAGAAGAAGGGCUCGCCCACAGCCUUGAGCCGCGUAGACCGGGGUAGGUCUGGGGUCAGCACACCACCCUUGGAGAGUUGGAGGGAGGAAAGGACUCGAAGUGAAGAAGACAAUGAACUCAACCUUCCUUCACUUGCAGCAGCCUACAGCACCAUCCUGAGAGGCGCUGGGAGAGGACCCUGGGAGGCAGGGGCUGCUGAAGACACCUUGGAGGGCAGCUACGGCCAUGCAGUUCUUCACCAAGGGCUACCAGGAGACCAUAUCAGACGUCCUGAAUGACGCCAUCUUCGAUGAGGACCACGACGAGAUGGUGAUAGUGAAGGACAUCGACAUGUUCUCCAUGUGUGAGCACCACUUAGUCCCCUUCAUCGGAAAGGUACACAUAGGAUAUCUACCCAACAAACAAGUGCUGGGGCUGAGCAAGCUGGCCAGGAUUGUGGAAAUCUACAGCAGGAGACUGCAAGUUCAAGAACGCCUUACCAAACAGAUCGCCAUCGCAAUUACAGAAGCCUUACAGCCCGCCGGUGUGGGCGUGGUCAUAGAAGCCACUCACAUGUGCAUGGUAAUGAGAGGGGUCCAGAAAAUGAACAGCAAGACGGUAACAAGUACCAUGCUUGGCGUCUUCAGAGAAGACCCGAAAACCCGAGAAGAGUUCCUGACCCUAAUCAAGAGCUGA